ACGUCAGGCCGCUGAUCCGGAAACGGCGGCGGCAGAAGCCUCGCCGCCGAGGGGCUUUCGGUGCGGCCGACCCCGGGACCCCCACGCGCGGGGCGCGUGACCCGGAAGCGGAAGCCGGUCCGGUCGCGGCGCCGACAGCCCAGCCUGACAGGCGGCCUGCCGCCAUGGACCUGCUGUUCGGGCGCCGGAAGACGCCCGAGGAGCUGCUGCGCCAGAACCAGCGCGCCCUCAACCGCGCCAUGAGAGAGCUGGACCGCGAGCGGCAGAAGCUGGAGGCCCAGGAGAAGAAGAUCAUCGCGGACAUCAAGAAGAUGGCCAAGCAGGGCCAGAUGGACGCCGUGCGCAUCAUGGCCAAGGACCUGGUGCGCACACGCCGCUACGUGCGCAAGUUUGUGCUCAUGAGGGCAAACAUCCAGGCCGUGUCCCUCAAGAUCCAGACUCUCAAGUCCAACAACUCCAUGGCGCAAGCCAUGAAGGGCGUCACCAAGGCGAUGGGCACCAUGAACAGACAGCUCAAGCUGCCGCAGAUCCAGAAGAUCAUGAUGGAGUUCGAGCGGCAGGCCGAGAUCAUGGACAUGAAGGAAGAGAUGAUGAACGACGCCAUCGAUGACGCCAUGGGGGACGAGGACGACGAGGAAGAAAGUGAUGCCGUGGUGUCCCAGGUCCUGGACGAGCUGGGCUUGAGCCUGACAGACGAGCUGUCGAACCUGCCCUCCACCGGAGGCUCCCUCAACGUGGCUGCUGGUGGGAAAAAGCCAGAGACGGCCUCGGCCCUGGUGGACGCUGACGCAGACCUUGAAGAGCGGCUCAAGAACCUUCGGAGGGACUGAGGGCCACGUCCGUCUGCGUGCACCAACCAGACAAUAAAGAGAUUGUCUCUGAACUGUG
Messenger RNA from Erinaceus europaeus (western European hedgehog), 888 nucleotides. RefSeq names its product charged multivesicular body protein 2A (gene CHMP2A). The transcript has 6 exons. The record is from RefSeq and is a predicted model, not a curated record. NCBI's taxonomy places the organism in Eukaryota, Metazoa, Chordata, Mammalia, Eulipotyphla, Erinaceidae. The coding region runs from base 165 to 830 and encodes 221 amino acids. Gene Ontology annotation, biological process: endosome transport via multivesicular body sorting pathway; protein transport; late endosome to vacuole transport. Gene Ontology annotation, cellular component: multivesicular body; ESCRT III complex.